This is a messenger RNA of Humulus lupulus (European hop), 945 nucleotides long. RefSeq lists its product as uncharacterized. Bases 1 to 945 code for a protein of 314 amino acids. Lineage: Eukaryota; Viridiplantae; Streptophyta; Magnoliopsida; Rosales; Cannabaceae. The transcript has a single exon. The record is from RefSeq and is a predicted model, not a curated record.
AUGGGGAAGAAGAUGACUCUACCUAUCUUACAAUCUGAGCACAUUGUAAGGAAUUUAGAUCGGGCAUUUGAAUCACCAUCGAAGUUAGAGGAAUCAACAAAUCAGGGCAAGAAGAAGGUAAAAAUUGUUCAACCUGAUAUUGAGGAAGAAGUGAAUUACUGGAAACCUUCAAUAGUGGGGUAUGUUGCUGGUGCUAAUCCUCCUCUGAACGUGCUUGAUGGAUUUGUGAGAAGAAUGUGGAAAGAUGAUGUGGUUAAGGUGGGAAUGCUCUCACAUGGAAUAUUCAUUAUACGGUUUCAGAAUCUAGAACAGAGAGACAAAGUUUUGAAUGGGGGUUUCAUUUUCUUUGACAAGAAACCCUUCAUCAUGAAGCCAUGGAAUUCGAUUGAAGAUUUUACCAAAGAGAAUGUGGAUACAGUCCCUACGUGGAUUCAAGUGAGGGGCCUUGAUAUUAAAUAUUGGGGAGAGGCAUCACUUUUUAAGAUAGUUGGCCAGAUUGGGAAACCAAUUCAGGUUGAUGAUAUCACCAAGCAUAGAGAAAGAUUACUGUACCCGCGAAUUUUGAUUGAGGUGAGUCUUGCUCAAUAUUUUCCCCCCAAAAUCUCUUUUACGGAUGAAUUUGAUCAUGAUAUUGAAUUGGAUGUGAAGUAUGAAUGGAUCCCGCUUAUAUGUAAGAACUGUUCGGGUAUGGGGCAUGGUACUAACGUGUGCAGGAACAAAGUUCAGACAAAGAAGGCUUGGGUCCCAAAAGAAAAAGCAGAGGUGAAAUCGGUGGACCCAGUAAUUGAUGAAGAUGGUUUUCAGAUGGUGGGAAAUGGCAAGAAAGUGCAGCAACAGUCUGUGAUAGAAACAAAAGUGAACAAUCAGUUUGCCAUUUUAGAUUGUCAAGUGGAGAAGAAUGAGCAAGAGAUGGUCAACACUGGAGAGGGGGGGAGAUCCCUCUAG